AUGUGCACAGUAAAAAGUUUGUUUAAAAAUGUAAAAGAAGGUUCAUUGAAUCUGGAAUAUGAAAAAGUUUUCAAUCAGUCAGUAAAUUCAAUACUUCAAGAACAAAAUGAUCGCCAAAAUAAUAUUGGUUGUUCUAUAAAAACUUGUGAUGCAAAAAAAACUGUUGAAAUUUACUCAACCCGAAUUGAACCAGUUGUAACUAUAACUCAAUUUAAUACACAGAAAGAUUCAUUAGGUACUACAGAACACUCAAUUAUCCAACUAGAAACAAAAACUAAUAAAGUAAAGAAUGAAAUUAUUGAAACUAAUGAUGCAAUUAUUCAAAUAGAACAAGAGGAUAAUUGUGAGCAUGCAGUGAAAGAUUCUACAAUAAAAACAUUUAAUAACUUGAUGACAGAUUUAAAUGUUGUUACUAAUGCAGUUCCACACUUAGAUGAACCCACUAAACAUAUAAGAAAAAACAUUAUUAGCUCUGAAGUAGAAUGUCGUCGUAAUAUAGAAGAAAAAAAAGCUAAACGAAUUAUUACAACAGCUGAUCUAAAUUAUCCUACACAAGAAGAAUUUAAUAGUAGGGUUGUUAAGUACUUACCUACUAAUACAAGAAGAGAAGAAAUGAAUUAUAUUGGUAAUUUUAGAUGGAAGCAGGCCGUAGAAAAAUUAAUUGAUAUUCAAAAAGAAGAUCAAAUAUUUGUGGUUGGAGGUCUUUAUACUGAUAAAACGGAAGCUAGAGACAUUAUCUCUGGAUUAUAUGUCAGGUAUACAUUGAUCUCUAAUGAAUUGACUGCAUACCACGACUCAAUAAUACAACCACAAAUUAGAAUUUUGAUUAAAAAACUGUUAAUUCCUUUAUUUGGAAGAUUAAUGGAAUUAAAACAAAUUUUAAUGGAUGGAGAUUUAUCAAUUUAUACUCCAGUGAUUGAGACAUUAAAUAAAAUGAAAGUGCAGUAUAGUUCAUUUGAACUCAUAUUACCAAAGUAUUUUCAAAAUGACAGAAGAUUAUUCUUAAAUGAAAUAAACAGUAAAAUUGAUAAAAUAUAUAACAAAAUGGAACAAGAGAAUGAAAUCGAUAUUCUUAGUGAAGUUGAUGAGAAUGAGAAAACAGAGGAAAGUUCUAUAAUAUAUCUAAAACGGGAAGAAUCUUCAGUAUCGGAAUUUGAUGUAACAACGUUUAAGUCUAUGGAAGAAAUGACACCGGCGAGAUUUCAAAAGGUUACAGAAGAAGACUUGGAAAGAACUCAAGCUUUGUUGUUUAUACAAAAACAUAUAAGGGCAUCACGAGAUCGCAUUUAUGCUAAUGAAUUGUUAUUUCAACAAAGAAGCCGACAAAGAAUUUUAAGUGGUCAAUACAUACCACCUAAAAAAGAACAAGCACAUAAAUAUGCAAUCAAAAUUCAACGUUUUUGGAGAGGUUUUCGGUUAAAAAGAAAAUUGAAACCCCAAGUAAUUGGGAUAAAAAUAAGAAGAAAACAUAAACCUAGUGGUAUACAAAAACUAGUUGAUCUAAAAGAUUUAAAACUCGAAAAAGAUACUUUUCGAUCACUUCAGAUGCAAUCAGCAAAUAAAUUUUGGAAGGCUAUAGAAAGAGCUCAGAAUAAUUUGAAUAUAUACAACAAAGAUGAUAUCAUGGAUGAAAUUAAAGAUGAACUUAGAAAUUAUAUAUGGAAUUAUUUUGAAUAUUGCACUCAUUUGCCUACAUGGCCUGAUCUAACCCCCACAAUAUUUGAUAACGAUGAUAUACUUGGGUUACCGCCAAUCGUGUUGACGGAUGGUGUAUUAAAAUCGCUAAAAAUUCCAAAAAUUCAGUACUCGUCAGCUCUAAAUCAACGAAUACCGUUAGGAGGUUCUGCUGUUUUUCAUACUGGUCGUUGGAUGACAAUAGAAAUGGGUAAAAUAUUAGCAACAAUAAUUGUGAACCUUGAAGAAAAAACGCCUAAAGAAAAAAUUAAACUUAUAAAAGAAAAAGCUAAACGACAAAAUAUCGAAAAAAAUAAGUUUAUUGCUCAACAGAAAAAUGAAGAAAAAUUGAGACAAGAAAAAAGAACCUUGGGAAUUGUUCCAGAACCAAGCGAGUUUAAAGAAAUGUUUAAAGAAGUAUUUGAUGAAUACGUUGGUAAUUGGAAAUUGUUUGAAGGUAAAUUAGAUAGAGGAUAUCGAGAGGAUUUGAUAACUGACGAUGUGUACGCUAACGCAAAAGUUCAUUUGAGAGCUGAAGUAGAUGGAACUAUUGUCAAUGAAUUAGAAAAUCUAAAAGCCUUAUUUGCUCGAGAUAGAGGUGCUACGUUACGGUAAAAAGUAUAAGCAACUUAAAAUUAAAGAAAAAAGUAUACCCAAAAAAAAAAAAAAAGAGAGUAAACUACCUGAACCAGGAGAAAUAUUUGAAGAACUUGUUCGAAAUGGAAUAAUAAAAAAGACAAUAAAAGCAAAAUUUGAUGAGUUUAAGGGUGAAGUUUCAUUCAGUGCUAACAGAUUAUGGUCAGAACCAUACUUUAUGGACCAACCUUAUGGACUUGGUGAUGUUCCUCAAAUAUUAAAAGAAUUAUGUAUUUUUGGUUUAUCUUGUCCAGAACUACGGAAUUGUAAAAAUAUCGAGUUUGCUUCCACAAUUCUAAUCGCCGGACCGGAAAAAUCUGGAAAGACUUUAUUAACUGAUGCUAUUUGUUGGCAUACCAGCUCAAUGAAGAUUCAUCUCAAUUAUAAAAAUAUAUUUGAAAAUUAUCCUAGCAAAAAAGAUGUUACUAGAUUAGCUGGCAUAGUAUCAAAAGUGUUACUUGAUAUUACAAAAACUCUAAUUGUGUUUAAAUAUCAUCUAUUUAUUUGUAUAGCUAGCCAAGGAAUAUCAACCAGCUGUAAUAGUUUUAGAUAUGAUAGAUGUCUCGUUUUAUAAGAAAAUUCCAAAAGAGUUGAAGAAAUUCAAUCCUAAACUAGUAUCAAUUUUUCUUGGAAAGUUUCUUAAAACUUUAGUGAAAACCGAUAGAAUUAUAAUAGUUGGGAAUGCAAGAAGUCCUUGGUUAUGUAAAGAAGAAAAGCUCGUGUGUAGUAUAAUUUACUAGCUAGUUUUUUGAAACCAUAAUUUUAAUUUUAUUCAUUACUGUGGAAACUUGCAUUCUUAUUCCUGUUUAUACCAUAUUUGGUAUAUUUUAUAAUUAUAUUUUUAUAGAUACCAGUAUUUGGCAAAAUAUUAUUUACUGUAGCUGAUUAUAGCUCGACUUUAAUGCACUUGUACAACAUACUAAUGGCUUACCCAGCAAUUAAUCGCGAUUUCCCGGUUACUGCGUUAGCUAUUGUAUUGAACGGCUAUCCAUUAUACAUAAUUUCUGAAAUGGUAACUGAAGUGCUAACAUUAGAAAGACUACUAACACUUAAGCAUAUACCACUGGAUGCUAAAGAAUUUAUACCAGUUAUAUUGUCUAAACCAAAAGUUAAUCCAUCACUCUAUCACAAUUGGUAUAAAUUAAAGGAACCGCUGGCUAUUAAAAAAUCAUUGAAACUGUUGGCAGAUUCACAGACAAAAAAAGAAAAAAAGAAAUAGAACAACAAAUAUAUUAUUUAUGUAUUUAUUUUUUUAAUUGUAAUAAUACAAAAAUAAGGUUCUAUGUGGAUGUAUAUUUAUAAUGUAUAUAUACUGACCAAGUUUGGGUAUGUUUGGGAAUUUGGUCAAUUGGUGAGCAACGAGGUUCUAUCGAGGUUGUAGAGUCCGAGAGUUUAGAACAAUAAAGACAAGUAGAUAUGAAAAGAAAUAAUUAAAGUUCCUCUUAUAGAGAUAUUAUUAAUGACC
This is a messenger RNA of Daktulosphaira vitifoliae (grape phylloxera), 3775 nucleotides long. Its product is annotated as dynein regulatory complex protein 11-like. The coding region runs from base 1 to 2289 and encodes 762 amino acids. The transcript has 12 exons. Lineage: Eukaryota; Metazoa; Arthropoda; Insecta; Hemiptera; Phylloxeridae. The record is from RefSeq and is a predicted model, not a curated record. Gene Ontology annotation, molecular function: protein binding.